UUUCGACUCGAGUCAGUCGUCGAUUGAGGCUUGCCGGACGAUGACGAACGGAGUGAAAAGGGCGAAGCUGGUGCCGGCCAGCGACGCACCUUCCAAUUCAUCAUCGUCAUCAUCAUCCGCGGAAAUGUCGACGAUGGCGAAAAAUAACAGCAAUAAGAGUAAUUCGAAGAGUACAAAGAAGCGGGAAACUUUCGAUCCGAUGGCAGUUACUUGGAUGGAAAAGUACAGCGAUCAGAUGGAGAAGAUCUGGAGCCGAUUGCCGAAUUUCGUAGGUUCCGCAAUCGCUACUUGCGCGAUAUUUCUUCUCGGCGCGACGAUGCGCGGUGAAUGGCUGUUGGUUGUGGUGCAUUUUGCGAAGCACCUUGGCUAUGGAACGGUGGAAAAGAACGGAACAAGCGGUGAAGAUGAGACGUCAGCGUCGGUUGAUUGGGCCAAAAUAUCGCUGGAGAAUUUCUACUUGCAAAAUUUGUCGUGGUAUUGGGUCGCAGCGUGCUCCGUGUCCUACACGAUGUACUUUGCCAUUGGCGGUUUUCUCCAUUGGUACUUCUACGUCCGCCAACGGGACAAGGCAGAGGAAUGGAAGUGCCAGCCGCAGAAAUGGAUAACGCCGGAGCUGGAGCGUCACGAGAUAAUAAUCGGAACGAUCAGCCUUCUCUUGACGAGCACCUUCAGCGCCUGCCUCGCCUGCUACAUCAGUAACGGGGGUCCCUGUAGCGUCUACUAUAAAUUCGACGACUACUCGUGGACCUGGUGGUUCCUCUCCUGGCCCGUGAUCUACAUUUACCUGGAUUACGCAACGUACUGGCUCCAUCGUAUCUACCACACCCCCUGGCUCUACAAGCACUUCCACAAGCUGCACCACAAGUACAAACAGCCGACUGCCUUCUCAGUGACCGCGAUCCACCCGGUCGAGAUCCUCCACAUUCAAAUAUGCCUCUGCAUUCCACUGUUCGCGCUGCCAACGCACUGGGUGCCGUACUGCACAAUCGCGAUGUACAACUACUACCACGGCAUCAUCGACCACUCCGGCAUCAAUUUCAAGGCCUACUGGUGGCAGCCCUGGCAGCCGGACGCGAUCUUCCACGACAACCAUCACCAAUACUUCCACGUCAACUUCGGCUUCAACUGCUUCAUCUGGGACAAGAUCCACGGCACGUACAGACAGAAGGACCGAAUCUACACCGAGGACACUUACUACGGUAAGGGAAAGCUGAUCAGCGAGGCUACCAAGAACGAAAUCGAGGCUGACAUGGAGGAACGGGAUUCUGAGAACCCCCUCGCCUACAGGGACAACAAACUGAUAUACAAGAUAUCGAAGAAGGAGUUGGAGGGCAAGAAGUUGGAAUAAGUCAGCGUGCGAGUCGUUCGUCGAGAUUUGCUCAUCAAUUUUCAUAGACGGCUGUACGAACGAGUAGCUGUGAGUAUGAAGAAUAAUUUUGGGGCAACGAUUUCUCCUCUGUUUCAAAUGUGAGAGAAAAUAAAAAUCAUUGCACAGUUUUCGGCCCACGUUAUAUUGCGGCUAGUCGUCGAAUCGCUGCGGGAUAUUUGGGACAACUAUAAUUCGUGCCCAGUUCGUCUCAAGCUUUUUGUCAACGAUCUAUGUUAUUUAAAUUCUUGCAAUAUACCGGGAUCACCGACGUCGGUGUGAUAAUUAUUUUUUAUAGAUAUAGUUAGUGAUAUAGUUGAACUGAAAUGUAAUAUUUUUAGAUACCAGGGUAUUGACAUAUUGUAAUUAACAAAGCGAUUAAUAUUGUAAUUAGUAAUUAUCACGGUAAGAAAAUUUACUGUGAAUCAACAGAUAGAUAUCAUUUAGUUGUAAUCGAAGAGUGAAAUAAACGAAAUCAAAUUGUAA
Neodiprion fabricii is the source of this 1852-nucleotide messenger RNA. RefSeq names its product methylsterol monooxygenase 1-like. Gene Ontology annotation, molecular function: C-4 methylsterol oxidase activity; iron ion binding. The record is from RefSeq and is a predicted model, not a curated record. Lineage: Eukaryota; Metazoa; Arthropoda; Insecta; Hymenoptera; Diprionidae. Gene Ontology annotation, biological process: sterol biosynthetic process. Bases 41 to 1348 code for a protein of 435 amino acids. The transcript has 6 exons.